Molecule: messenger RNA, 528 nt
Organism: Colletotrichum lupini
Lineage: Eukaryota; Fungi; Ascomycota; Sordariomycetes; Glomerellales; Glomerellaceae
Exons: 4
Coding region: 1-528 (175 amino acids)
Source: RefSeq, a predicted model, not a curated record
AUGCGUCUCACGGGUGCUCUCACUCUGCUGUUGGCCGUUGCCACAGCCUCUCCUGUUGCAGUCGCCGACGUUGGGUCCAAGGACGUAAAGAAGAUCAACGGUCUCCCUGUUGUUAGCGUCGAGGCUCUACAGUCCAUCGAGGCUCGCGAUGCCCUCAUCGCCAAAGACGUUAUUGCUGCAGGCAAGGCCGAUGCUCCCGUGGAGAACUCUCUCCAAGCCAGAGUCUGGCCUGCCUCUCACCAGAGCGACCACUUCAGGGCCGGAAACAGUUGGGCCAACAGAGUCAAGACUCGCAUCAUCGUCAGCGGAGUUCACCUGGUAGUCACUGCUUGGUUCAACGACAUCCAUACUAUGUUUGUGCAAUUUGAGCCGGAUUUUCCCAGUGGUGCGUUCACACACUGUCGUGAUGGCUUUAACCAUCCAUGGCCUUACCGCACGUUAUAUAACCUCGGUUAUAUAAUUACUCAGGCCUACUUCGCUCGUACCCUCUAUAUUAAAACGAGCUUUAUACUCAUUUUUUAUUUUUAA